GAUUAUCUUAGGAAGAAUCAAUGGGAAAGAAAAAAAUGAAAUACCUUCUGUUCAUAUUUGUUGGCCUUGUCCACCUUUUAUCCUUGGGCUCUGGAAAAGCUAUAUAUGGAAAUGGCACCUCUCAGAGGACUUUUCAAGAAAUCAAAGAAGAAAUAGCCAGCUAUGGAGAUGCUGCUAAAGCCAUCAUCAACCUUGCUGUUUAUGGUGAAGCCCAGAACAGAUCCUAUGAACGGUUGGCACUUCUGGUUGAUGCUGUUGGACCCAGAUUGAGUGGCUCCAGAAGCCUAGAAAAAGCCAUCCAAAUCAUGUACCAAAACCUGCAGGAAGAAGGGCUGGAGAAUGUCCACCUGGAGCCAGUCAAAAUACCCCACUGGGAAAGGGGAGAAGAGUCUGCCGUGAUGCUGCAUCCGAGAGCUCACAAGAUGGCUAUUUUGGGGCUUGGCAGUAGCAUUGGGACUCCUCCAGAAGGCAUUACAGCAGAAGUUCUGGUGGUGACCUCUUUCGAUGAACUGCAGAGAAGGGCCCCAGAGGCCAGAGGGAAGAUUGUUGUUUAUAACCAACCUUACGUCAACUACUCAAGCACCGUGCUGUACCGAGCUCGAGGAGCUGUGGAAGCUGCCAGAGUGGGCGCAGUGGCAUCCCUCAUCCGAUCUGUGGCUCCCUUCUCCAUCUACAGUCCUCAUACAGGCAUUCAGGAAUACCAGGAUGGUGUGCCCAAGAUCCCAACGGCCUGCAUUACAGUGGAAGAUGCAGAAAUGAUGUCAAGAAUGGCUUCUCGUGGAGCCAGAAUUGUUAUUCAGCUGAAGAUGGGGGCAAAGAACUACCCAGAUGCUGACUCCUUCAACACUGUAGCAGAGGUCAUUGGGAGCAAGUACCCAGAGCAGGUUGUACUGGUCAGUGGACAUCUGGACAGCUGGGAUGUUGGGCAGGGUGCCAUGGAUGAUGGUGGUGGAGCCUUCAUAUCCUGGGAAGCACUCUCACUUAUUAAAGAUCUUGGACUGCGCCCAAAGAGGACUCUACGCUUGGUACUCUGGACUGCGGAGGAACAAGGUGGUGUUGGUGCCUUCCAGUAUUACCAGUUACACAAGGCAAAUGUUUCUAACUACAGCCUGGUGAUGGAGUCAGACUUGGGAACCUUCUUCCCUUCUGGGCUGCAGUUCACUGGCAGUGACAAGGCCAGGGCCAUAAUGGAGGAGAUCAUGCACCUGCUGCAGCCCAUCAACGUCACACAAGUCUUCAGGUGCGGGGAAGGCACAGACAUUAAUUACUGGAUCCAAGCUGGAGUGCCCGGUGCCAGUCUACUUGGUGAUCUAUAUAAAUAUUUCUCCUUCCAUCACUCGCGUGGAGACACCAUGACUGUCAUGGAUCCGCAGCAGAUGAAUGUUGCCGCUGCUCUUUGGGCUGUUGUCUCGUAUGUUGUUGCGGACCUGGAAGAAAUGUUGCCCAGGUCCUAG
This is a messenger RNA of Orycteropus afer afer, 1454 nucleotides long. RefSeq names its product carboxypeptidase Q (gene CPQ). Gene Ontology annotation, biological process: proteolysis; peptide catabolic process; thyroid hormone generation. NCBI's taxonomy places the organism in Eukaryota, Metazoa, Chordata, Mammalia, Tubulidentata, Orycteropodidae. Gene Ontology annotation, molecular function: metallodipeptidase activity. The record is from RefSeq and is a predicted model, not a curated record.